AUGGCAGAGGAGAACAACCUCGAGGCGACGGCAGCGACGGCCCAGACGCCAGCUCCUGAUGCCGUCGAGCCAACAACAGAGAUCGACGAGUCGCUCCUCCCCUUCGAGAUCAACCUCUACCUCCCCAAACGCCCUCUCAUCCCCUCGGCCGCCGCUUCCGCAAGCGGUCUUCCUGAAACUCCGUCUCCCCUCAAGGUCGCCGUCACACCGCAAGAGACGCUCAACGACCUCCGCAUCACCAUCACAGACAGUCCCGAAGGCUACUGGCUCGGUGCGUUCUGCUUCCGUAAGCCUAUCGCCUCUGCUGCUUCUGCCGUCAAGGGUGCCAAGGUGCAGCUCGGCGAACGUGUUCCAGAGUGGACAGAGCUUCGUGAGAUCUUCGACGGCAUCCCCGUCGACAAGCGAGAGCUUCACGUCACUCACGUCGCCUUCAACGAGGCCGACGCCCGCGCACACGUUCAGCGUCUCCGUGAUCUCCUCAGCGGCGGCGCAGCCGAUCCUAGUGCCAUUGGCGUCGAUGCUGCCAUCAGCGUUCAGGAUGCCGUCAGAAACCCGCAAGAGUGGCGGCUCGACUCGGCCCGUCAGAACGCAAACGGCCGCGCUGCUGGCAAAAACGGUACCACGCAAGAGGAGUCCGAGUCGCAGCUUCCUCUUGUCGACUGGGCUGGCUGGCCUGCCGUCACCGCCAUCGACCUCAUCCCUUCCGUAGCCCGUCGUCCUCGCCAGCUGCCCGUCUGCCUCCGUCAGCUCUCCCUCGCUUCCUGGAACCCUCCGCCGCAGCACUACAAGCUCAACGGCCACCUCCUCUAUCUCCAAGUAGGCACUCUUGAAGGUGAGGUCAUCUUCAUCACUGCAUCCACCCACGGUUUCUACGUCAACCGCUCAUCGGGUGCUCGUUUCGACCCCUCCCCCCGCCCCGCCGGCCAAGACUUCGCCUCGUGCUCCCUCUUUGACCUGCUCUGCGGCUUCUCUCCGCUCUUCCUCUCCGCCUUUGCAAAGCUUUUCAACGACCCGCUCUCGUCCCGAGACUACUUUUCCGCUGUUCCCGUCACCAACACCUUGCCUGCCUUCCCUUGGCUUGCCCGCAACCACACUCACACCGCAGACCCGCUUCGUUCCCAGGCCGCCUUCCUCCUCACAGGCGCCACCUCGGCCGACACUCUGGAAGGCACCAGGGACUGGAACGACGAGCUGCAGUCCGCCCGAGAGCUGCCCCGUACCACGCUGCCGGAGCGACUUAUGCGCGACCGUGUGCUCAACCGCAUCUACUCUGAAUUCACCCAGGCCGCGGCUCGCGCCAUCCCAAAGGUCGCUGCCGGCGAGGUUCAGGCUAUGAACCCAAUGGACAAGCGUGAUGCACAGAUGUUCAUCGUCAACAACCUCUUCAUCUCCAAAGGCGCCGACGGUGUCGACCUCUACCCUCACAUGGGCGGCGACGAGGCCGCGCACGUUGCCGUCGGUAAGGACAUCCAGGGCGUCAAGACACUUAACAGCCUCGACGUCGGUGGCCUGUGCCUGCUUGGCACCAUCGUUGUCGACUGGAAGGGGGAGCGAUGGGUCGCCCAGAGCGUUGUUCCUGGCCUCUUCCGCCGACGAGAUGACACCGAAGACCAGCCAGAGGCUGUGCAGCAGGCUGAAGAUGCUGAAGAGACCGCGGUUGCCAAGAAGACCACCGAUAACAAGGAUGGAAAGCCGGGCAAGGGCGACCUCAACGACGACACUCAAGUCGUCUACGGCGGUGUCGAGGGUCCAGAAGUGAUCCGCGACAACGCCGCAUUCCACAAACUUUUCCACCAGGUUGCUCAAACCCUUCAUCUCAACGAGCACGAUGUCGAGGAUGCCAACGGCAAACAGCACCCGCUCUGGCUCAGCGUCGACUCCAAGGGUCUCCGCGGUGCCGAUGGUCGCCGAUACGUGCUCGACCUUGCACGACUCAAUCCCGUCGAUGUCAACUGGCUCGAGAACGACAUUGCUGGUCAGGUCCACGGUAGCGCCUCCUCUUCGAGCCAGGAGGCACGUUACCCACACCGCAUGACGCUGCUCCGACCUGAGCUGCUCGAGAUCUACUGGGACAGCGAGUUCCGCAAGUGGGCUCGUGCCCAACUCGCAGCUCGCCAGGAGGCCAAGGCUGCCAAGGAUGCCGAAGCCAAGGAGGCUGCCUCCAGCCAAGAAGAGACCGACAAGGUCGAGGCUGAGCAAGAGCAAGAGCCCGAACGUCUCGACUCGUCCGAGUUCAAGCUGACCUUUAACCCUGACGCCUUUGUCGAGUUCAAGGUGGCAGACGCCUCGGUCGAGGAUGGCUCCAAGGUCAUCACUCCCAUCACGGACGAGUCGGACGCCAGCGUUGCAGCCGUUCGACAGGCUUCCGACUUUUUGCGCAAGGUUGCUAUUCCUCGCUUCGUUACUGACGUCGCUGCCGGUCUCUUCACCGCUGCCGACGGUGCUGCACUGAGCCGACAGAUGCACGCGCGCGGUAUCAACGUCCGUUACCUCGGCUACGUCGCGCGCCUCUGCACGCCAGAAGCCAAGCAGGAGCUCGACCAGGACCUCAUCAACAAGGCCGGUCCUGGCCACGAGGGUUUCCUCAACGCUUUCAGGCUCACGGUGCUGCAGGAGAUGGUGCUGCGAGCCAGCAAGCGCAUCUUGCGUGGUCUCAUCCGCGACGUCGAGCAGGUCAACGUCGCUGCGUGCGUCUCACACUUCCUCAACUGCCUCGUCGGCGACAAGGUCAACGCCGCCCCCGAGGCCCGGCCUACUUCAUCGCCGCUUUCCGAUGCAACAGACGCAGAAUGGACCAAGCUCACUCCCGAAUCGCUUAAAGACGAGAUCAAAGCCGAGAUCCGCAAGCGCUUCCGCUUUGAGCUGCCCGCCUCCUUCUUUGACCAAGAGCUGCGACGCGCUCAACUGCUUCGAGAGGUGGCGCUGCGCACAGGUAUCCAGCUCAAGCUGCAGGACUAUGUUCUGGAGGGCAAGCUGGCCGAGGCGGAUGGCAGUGUGUCGGAUGACUCGCACGGUGAGUCGCAGAUCAACGGUCACUCGGCCGGCGGCAAGAAGAGCAAGGGCAAGAAGAAGGGCGGAAGCGACCAGCAGAACGGCACCAAGAAGGCCAAUGGCGCUUCCGCCGCUGUUGGUGCAGACAAGAAGCCCGCCAAGGUGGUGCGAACCACGAGCUUCGAGCCUGAAGACGUGCUCAAUCUGGUGCCUGUGGUCAAGGACUCGACACCCAAGAGCACGCUGGCCGAAGAGGCCUUCGAAGCCGGCAGGAUCUCGAUCAGCCGCGGAGACCGCGAUCUGGGACUGGAACUACUGCUCGAAGGCGUCAGCUUCCACGAGCAGGUGUACGGUCUUGUUCACCCGGAAGUGGCACGAUGCUACGCGCUGUUUGCGACCAUCGUGCACCACCUUGCCGGUCUUGUAGCCAUGGAGCGCGCCGAGCUGAUCAACCAGGCCAAGUCGGAGAACAAGGAAAUCAGUGAGGCGGACCUGCCGCCGGUCAACGAGCACGUGAGCAUGGCCAACGCUGUGCGAUACCAGAGGCAGGCGGUGACCGUGUCGGAGCGCACGCUCGGUUUGGACCAUCCGGAGACGCUCAACCAGUACAUGAACCUGGCAGUGUUGGAGCGAUCGGCGGGCAACACGCGCGAGUCGCUGCUGUGCCAGCGUAGGGUGCUCGAGUUGUGGAGCCUGCUGUACGGCAAGGAGCACCCGGACUGCAUCAAUGCGCUUUCCAACGUCGCCCUCACGCUGCAGAAUGCUCGACUGUUCGAGCCGAGUCUCCGCGUCUACCGAUCUGCGCACGAGCUGGCUUUGUCGCUGUUUGGCGCGGACAGCAUCCACACGGCCAACCUGGCGCACGAGCUGAGUCAGGCGUACACGCUCGCUGGCGAUCUCAAGACGGCGCUGACGGUGGAGAAGGAGGCGUGGCGCGUGUUCGAAGAGCGUCUGGGCAAGGAGGAUGCGCAGACCAAGGAGAGCGAAGCGUUCUGUUCGAGCCUGGCCGCUUCUGCGGUGCGUAUGGCCAAGUUGGAGAAGGAAGCGAGCGCUCGCCAGGCGCGUGAGGGUGCAUUGGGUCUCGCUUCGGCUCGUCGAGGCAAUGGAGUCAUUGCCACUGCUGCUCCUGGCGCCAUCGCGGGCACUGCUUCUACUGCAAGCGCCAAUGCGAACGCGAACAAGUCGCUCGACGAGAUGGUCCGCUUCAUCCAGGGCGGUAACGGGACGCCUGCCAAGCCCAAGGGUAAGAGCAAGGCCGGUCGCAAGUAA
Messenger RNA from Sporisorium graminicola, 4260 nucleotides. RefSeq lists its product as uncharacterized. The record is from RefSeq and is a predicted model, not a curated record. Lineage: Eukaryota; Fungi; Basidiomycota; Ustilaginomycetes; Ustilaginales; Ustilaginaceae. Gene Ontology annotation, biological process: intracellular distribution of mitochondria. Gene Ontology annotation, cellular component: cytoplasm. Bases 1 to 4260 code for a protein of 1419 amino acids. Gene Ontology annotation, molecular function: mRNA binding; protein binding. The transcript has a single exon.